GCCGCUCGGCGCGGGCCCCGGGCUGAGGGUCUCCCGCGGGGGGAGCGCGGCCCCGCCCUCCGCGGCCCGGGUGUCCCCCGGGGUGUGCGUCCCCCGAGCAGGGCCCCUGGUGUGCAUGUAGCAGGGCCCAGGCCCGCCGGCCCCAACCUCAGCCUGCCACCUGCCGACAGGCUCCGUGACCUUGGACGCGUUCCUUAGCCUCCCUCCUCUCCCUCUUCCGCAGAAGGUUCUGGGGUGUGGUGAGAGACCCCGUAUUUAAUUGCUUAGCAGAGUUGCGAGGUGAAAUUGAGCACGAGGUUCAAAGAGUAACUGCCCCAGGACAAGCCACUAGUAAAGUGGAAGUGAGGCCUCUACCAGUCAAUGGGACCCCUUGUGAGAAUCGAAUCCACUGAGUUAAAACGACCAGCAGACAUUAGCCUGAAAAUCUGGAAGCAGGAAGUGGAAUCGGCAUCUUUGCUUGCGGUGCAGGAAUCUGACCAUGCAACAGGCUCGAGAUAAGCCCCGUAAGAACAGCCAGAAGCAGAGCGGCCAGGAGUGGUUGCUCUUGUGUAAUCCCAUGCAAGUGUCAGUAUCUGUUGCCAAAUACUGAAAGAGAAGUCGAUGCCAGCUGAUCGUCAUAAAAGCUUUCCCAGCACUUGUGGCUUUGGAGGCCAAGGACACAGGGCACCCUGAUACAUAAUGUGCAAAGGAUGCCCAGGAGAUCAGCCCCUGUGAGCUGAGGUGGUUCAGCAUGUUGACUCUCAAUAUAGACAGGUUCUGGCCUGGCCUGCUGAUCACGCUGGGCUCCCUCUGCCCGGGAGGAUCACCAUGCGGCAUCUCCACGCACAUAGAGAUAGGACACAGAGCUCUCGAGUUUCUCCACCUUCAGGAUGGGAGUGUUAACUACAAGAAGCUGUUGCUUGAACACCAGGAUGCCUACCAGGCCGGAGCCGUGUUCCCUGAUGCGUUCUACCCCAGCAUCUGCGAGAGAGGGCAAUUCCACGACGUGUCUGAGAGCACUCACUGGACCCCCUUUCUGAAUGCAAGUGUUCAUUACAUCCGAGAGAACUAUCCCUUUCCCUGGGAGAAGGACACAGAGAAAUUGGUAGCUUUCUUGUUUGGAAUCACCUCUCACAUGGUGGCCGAUGUCAGCUGGCACAGCUUGGGGAUCGAACAAGGAUUCCUUAGGACAAUGGGAGCCGUUGAUUUUCAUGACUCCUAUUCUGAGGCGCAUUCGGCUGGUGACUUCGGUGGAGAUGUGUUGAGCCAGUUUGAGUUUAAUUUUAAUUACCUUGCACGGCGCUGGUAUGUGCCCAUUGAAGAUCUGCUGGGAAUUUACAAGAAACUCUAUGGCCGAGAAGUCAUCACCAAAAGUGCAAUUGUUGACUGUUCAUACCUUCAAUUCUUGGAAAUGUAUGGUGAGAUGUUAGCUAUUUCCAAGCUUUAUCCCACUUUCUCCAGAAAGUCCCCAUUUUUGGUGGAACAAUUCCAAGAAUAUUUCCUGGGGGGACUGGAUGACAUGGCGUUUUGGUCCACUAACAUCUACCGUCUGAUGAGCUUCAUGUUAGAGAAUGGGACCAGUGACUGCAACCUGCCCGAGAACCCUCUGUUCAUUGCAUGUGGCGGCCAAAAAACAAGCACCCAGGGCUCUAGAGUACAGAAAAAUGAUUUCCAUAUGAACUUGACUGCAUACCUAACUAAAGAUGUUGGGAAAAAUAUAAAAUAUACCCAAAGAGGUGUGUCCUUUAGUGUGGACUCCUGGACCUCGGAUUCCCUGACUUUUAUGUACCAGGCUUUGGAAAGGAACAUACGGACAAUGUUUACAGGCUCUCAGCAGUCAUGGAAACAUGUCUCCAACCCUUUGGCCUCUUAUUACCUGUCUUUUCCCUAUGCAAGACUUGGUUGGGCAAUGGCCUCGGCUGACCUCAACCAGGACGGGUACGGCGACCUGGUGGUGGGCGCCCCGGGCUACAGCCGCCCCGGCCACGUCCAAGUUGGGCGCAUAUACCUCCUCUACGGCAAUGACCUGGGCCUGCCCCCCAUCGACCUGGAUCUGGACAAGGAGGCCCACGUGAUCCUGGAGGGCUUCCAGUCCUCAGGUCGGUUUGGCUCGGCUGUGGCUGUGUUGGACUUCAACCAGGACGGCGUGCCUGACCUGGCCGUGGGAGCGCCCUCAGUGGGCUCUGAGCAGCUCACCUACACGGGUGCGGUGUACGUCUACUUCGGCUCCAAACAAGGAGGAAUGGCUGCUUGCCCCAACGUCACCAUCUCCUGCCAGGACACCUACUGUAACUUGGGCUGGACACUCUUGGCCGCAGAUGUGAAUGAAGAUGGAGAGCCCGAUCUGGUGAUGGGCUCCCCUUUCGCACCAGGUGGAGGGAAACAGAAGGGAAUGGUGGCUGCGUUUUAUUCUGCCCCCAGCUGGAGCAACCAAGAAAAGCUGAACGUGGAGGCGGCCCCCUGGAUGGUGCGCGGUGAGGAGGACUUCUCCUGGCUAGGCUACUCCCUCCACGGGGUCAGCGUGCACAACAGAACUUUGCUGUUGGUGGGGAGCCCAACCUGGAAGAACUCCAGCAGUCUGGGCCAUCUGUUCCGUGCUCAGGAUGAGAAACAGAGCCUUGGACGGGUAUAUGGCUAUUUUCCCCCAAAUCGCCGAAGCUGGUUUACCAUUUCUGGAGACAAGACGAUGGGGAAGCUGGGAGCUUCCCUGUCCAGUGGCCAUGUGAUGGUGAACGGGACCCGGAAACAAGUGCUGCUCGUUGGAGCCCCGACUCAUGAUGAGGUGUCCAAAAUGGCAUUCCUGACCAUGACCUUGCACCAAGGUGGGACCACUCGGAUGUACGAACUGACCCUCAACGCACAGCCUGCUCUGCUCACCACCUUCAGUGGGGACCGCCGCUUCUCUCGAUUUGGUGGAGUUCUGCACCUGAGCGACCUGGAUGGUGAUGGCUUAGAUGAAAUCAUUGUGGGAGCCCCACUGAGAAUAACAGAUGUCACCUCUGGACUGAUGGGGGGAGAAGAUGGUCGUGUUUAUGUUUAUAAUGGCAAACAUAUCACCUUUGGUGACAUGACAGGCAAAUGCAAAUCAUGGACAGCUCCAUGUCCUGAAGAAAAGGCCCAGUACGUACUGGUUUCUCCUGAGGCAAGUUCAAGAUUUGGGAGCUCUGUGAUCACCGUGAGGUCGAGAGACAAGAAUCAGGUUGUCGCUGCUGCUGGGAGGAGUUCUCUGGGAUCCCGGCUCUCUGGGGCCCUGCACGUCUACAGCCUGGGCCUUGAUUAAAGACUUCACCGUGUUUUCCAACCCUGCGUGCCCUCCCUCGUGCCAAGUCAGCUCCAGGGUGAGCAUUCUGGUGGAUGAAGCGGGACAUCAGGGGAGCCCUGGGAGAUCCUGCAAGAGGAUGCAUGCCUCCCUGGGAACAUGAUACAGUCUCUCCUUCCUUGCUUCCCUUGUGUUUAAGCUUAUUCCCAACUUACUGCCUGUGCUUGGACCUGUUGUACAACCUCUUUCCUCUUCCACAUGAAUACCUGGGUCUUUCUGAUGCUUGGAAAGGCUCUGUGGUUCUUUUAGGAAAACCUCUGUCACCAUUUCUCCUAAAAUAAAUGUCCUUUUAAAAAUGGUGCCCCAACCAAUAAAAGUGAACUAGAAAGCAUA
Messenger RNA from Canis lupus familiaris (dog), 3631 nucleotides. It is a transcript of the gene GPLD1, whose product is annotated as glycosylphosphatidylinositol specific phospholipase D1. Gene Ontology annotation, molecular function: GPI anchor phospholipase D activity. The record is from RefSeq and is a predicted model, not a curated record. Gene Ontology annotation, cellular component: extracellular region; extracellular matrix. Bases 731 to 3259 code for a protein of 842 amino acids. The transcript has 27 exons. NCBI's taxonomy places the organism in Eukaryota, Metazoa, Chordata, Mammalia, Carnivora, Canidae.